Messenger RNA from Gongylonema pulchrum, 771 nucleotides. The record is from the annotation of a GenBank genome assembly. Lineage: Eukaryota; Metazoa; Nematoda; Chromadorea; Rhabditida; Gongylonematidae.
UUGAAAGUUCAAAUAGAAAAAGCGAAUGAGCAGCUACAAAAUGCGCGUGCCGAAAAAGAAGCGCUUCUUACCAGUAAUUUUAAAGAGGCAACACAGAUGCGCGAACGCUAUCAGCAACUGAUCAGGAUACUUGAAGAUUUAGCUGGUCCGGACGAUUCUUUUAUUGCGAUCCUCAAGCAGCAUUCACCAAAUGAACCGGGUUUUUUGGAGUUUGCCGUUGAGAUUGAGGACAAGGUGAAAGAACUUUCGAAUGCUGUAAAUGAUAAUAUAAUAAAUAAGGAAAACGAGUUGGCGUCUGUAAAUCACAACACAACUGAAUUGAAGGGAGAGAAGGCUGGUUUGCUUGCAGAACUCAAUAAGCUUCAACGACAGAUCUCAAAAUUGGCUCAUAGCAUAUCAAUCAAACGAGAAGACUGGGAUGAUGAGCGGCGAAAAGUGAACUUGGAAGUUGAUGUAGCGCAGAAUGAACUGGACAGCCUCAAUGCGGUUCGUAAUGGCAAACUUUCGGCCUACGAGCAACUUGCCGAAGCCAAAAAAGAACAGCAGUCGCGGCAGAUUGAGAUAGAAAACACAAAAAAGAAGAUUGUUAACGAAGUGGCCAUCAAAUUCUCUGAAACUGUUAAACGAUGGGAGCACUUGAAGCUUUUGGGUAAUUUGAUUGCAACAGAACUGUACCAAAACAUGCCGGUUUCCCGGCGAUUGUGCUUCGGCAGGGUGCUCUGCGGUGAAUCACGAACUGAAGGAGCACAACAUCAAGUUCAGAACCACUAA